This is a messenger RNA of Aspergillus heteromorphus CBS 117.55, 772 nucleotides long. Its product is annotated as DUF504 domain-containing protein. Lineage: Eukaryota; Fungi; Ascomycota; Eurotiomycetes; Eurotiales; Aspergillaceae. The record is from RefSeq and is a predicted model, not a curated record. The transcript has 2 exons. Bases 128 to 556 code for a protein of 142 amino acids.
GUAGAUGCUACAUUCAGGAUGUAUUUGUACAAUAAAUACCCGUCGAGAAACAUGUCCUAGUUGAUCUUGAGCAAUUGUUCCUUUCUAUAUCAAAACAGUUGAGAUCAAGGCGACAUCAACCAAGAUUAUGGCUUCAGAACCUCCCUCAGACGCGCAACAAGAAAACGCCUCGCGUAGCUCGACUCCUCAACCAGAUGUCGGAUCCAGAACCCCCACGCCGCUCACUUCCCCAGUCCACUGGCACACCCCAAAGCCGGAACCGGUGGAGAACAGACUCCGUCCAGCAGCAGACAUCAUCAAUCGUAUCAUCUGGGAUGAUGCCCUUGAUGCCUCCAACUAUGUCAUUGGAUACGAGGAUCGAUUUGAGGGGCGUCUGGAGGCUGUUUUCAACUCGUGGAAAAAAGAGACCACCGACGAGGAAUUUAUCCCCCAGCAUCGCAUUCUUUAUAUCAAGCGCAGGUCAGAUGGCGAGGUUGUGUGGGACAGGAGAAGGAGAAUCGAUCGGAUUUUCAUGAGUGGGAAUUCUGCUUUCGAUUAUCUGGCUUUUCUUAGUUGAAUUUACUAGACGUAUGAUGUUUAAGAUGAUGGUACAUAAUAACAUUCCGACUGGUUCAAAUGGGCUAUGUAUUGUGGAGCUUCUGUUUUUCCUACAACUCAAUACCCUAAUGUACGUACAAUUAGUCUCUUUACUUUGCUUCUUAAUCCGCUUUCUCUCCCCCGACCCUGCUGGCUGGAGAGUUUGUCUUGGAGGGUGCAAAUGUCGGGGUUGGUG